This is a messenger RNA of Panicum hallii, 1453 nucleotides long. RefSeq names its product probable 2-oxoglutarate-dependent dioxygenase At5g05600. Bases 143 to 1192 code for a protein of 349 amino acids. Gene Ontology annotation, molecular function: dioxygenase activity. NCBI's taxonomy places the organism in Eukaryota, Viridiplantae, Streptophyta, Magnoliopsida, Poales, Poaceae. The transcript has 3 exons. The record is from RefSeq and is a predicted model, not a curated record.
AAUCGAGAUGUGUUUUUGGAGCAUUUGCUACCGGCAGAUGUGCACCCACAGUGUAUGUCCCUUGCUAUUAAGAGCCUGAGACCACAAACAAGAAGUCUAACAACAGAGCUCGAUCCACACAAACCACAGCAACCUGAUCGCCAUGGGCGGCCUCUCCAUGGACCAAUCCUUCGUGCAGGCCCCCGAGCACCGCCCCAAGCCCACCGUCACCGAGGCCGCCGGCAUCCCGCUCAUCGACCUCUCGCCCCUGGCCUCCGGCGACGCCGCCGCCGUGGACGCGCUGGCCGCCGAGGUGGGCGCGGCGAGCCGGGAGUGGGGCUUCUUCCUGGUCGUGGGCCACGGCGUGCCGGCGGGGACCGUGGCGCGCGCGACGGAGGCGCAGUGCGCGUUCUUCGCGCUCCCGGCCGAGCGGAAGGCCGCCGUGCGCAGGAGCGAGGCGGCGCCGCUCGGGUACUACGAGUCGGAGCACACCAAGAACGUCAGGGACUGGAAGGAGGUGUUCGACCUCGUCGCGCACGAGCCACCGCCGCCGGCAGCCGUGGCCGCCGGCGAGGUCGUGUAUGAGAACAAGUGGCCCGAGGACCUGCCAGGCUUCAGAGAGGCGCUGGAGGAGUACAUGAAAGCGCUGGAGGAGCUGGCGUUCAAGCUGCUGGAGCUGCUCGCCCGGAGCCUAAACCUGAGGCCCGACCGGCUGCACGGCUUCUUCGAGCACCCCACCACGUUCUUCCGGCUCAACCACUACCCUCCCUGCCCGAGCCCGGACCUCGCGCUCGGCGUGGGCCGGCACAAGGACCCCGGGGCGCUGACCAUCCUGUACCAGGACGACGUCGGCGGGCUCGACGUCCGCCGGCGCUCCGACGGCGAGUGGGCCCGCGUCAAGUUCGUCCCGGACUCCUUCAUCAUCAACGUCGGCGACACCGUGCAGGUGUGGAGCAACGACCGGUACGAGAGCGCGGAGCACAGGGUGUCGGUGAACCGGGAGAAGGCGCGGUUCUCCAUGCCCUACUUCUUCAACCCGGCGACCGACGCCGUGGUGGAGCCGCUGGAGGAGCUGGUCGGCGAGGAGGACCCGCCCAGGUACAGCGCCUACAGCUGGGGCGACUUCUUCCGCACCAAGCUCAGCGGCAACUACAAGAAGCUGGAGGUGGAGAACCUCCAGAUCGAGCAUUUCAGGAAGGGACUCGAAGUGUAGCAGGAAUGCAGGAUACGGUGUGACGGACCCGUGCGUGCCCCGGCGAAGGCGUCCCGGCCGCUGUCGUCACUCCUGAGAAACGAGACGAGACGAGACGAUCAUCGUGCCGCCAUGUGCCCAUUCCUGGUAGUACAAGAUAUUUUCUGUAAACAAACAAGACACGUGCCGAAAUCGCGGUGGCUAAAAAAUUGGUGCUUUUGUUUGUUUGUGACUAAAUUAUAUUCAGCUCGAUGAAGGGUUGUGCUCUUGUGCCCCCAACAA